Molecule: messenger RNA, 664 nt
Organism: Monodelphis domestica (gray short-tailed opossum)
Lineage: Eukaryota; Metazoa; Chordata; Mammalia; Didelphimorphia; Didelphidae
Source: RefSeq, a predicted model, not a curated record
AGAAGACCUACGAGAGAAAUAUCCAGUUCAUUUCCACUGCAUUUCUCUCAAGAUGCCUGAGCCAGCUAAGUCCGCCCCUGCCCCGAAGAAGGGUUCCAAAAAGGCCGUGACUAAAGCACAGAAGAAAGAUGGUAAGAAGCGCAAGCGGAACCGCAAGGAGAGUUAUUCCAUCUAUGUGUACAAGGUUUUAAAGCAGGUCCAUCCUGACACAGGCAUCUCAUCCAAAGCCAUGGGCAUCAUGAACUCCUUCGUCAACGACAUCUUCGAGCGCAUAGCCGGCGAGGCGUCCCGCCUGGCACAUUACAACAAACGCUCUACCAUCACCUCCCGAGAGAUCCAGACGGCCGUGCGCCUGCUGCUGCCGGGAGAGCUUGCCAAGCAUGCCGUGUCUGAGGGCACCAAAGCUGUCACCAAAUACACCAGCUCCAAAAAUUAUGAAUAUGGCCUAUUUCCCAGACCAUUCUGUGCUAAGUGGUCUUGUAGCUGUCCUCUUCCUUCAGCUGCUCACAAUGAUCUCAGCUCAAUUUACUGUGGUUGCACCUGCUAAGCCUCUCCUGGUCAUGGUAGGAGAAGAUGCCAUAUUACAUUGUCACCUCUUCCCCAAGAAAAAUGCUGAGCAAAUGGAGGUGAGGUGGUUCCGUUCCCAGUUCUCUCCAGCUAUCUA